Molecule: messenger RNA, 2556 nt
Organism: Lampris incognitus (smalleye Pacific opah)
Lineage: Eukaryota; Metazoa; Chordata; Actinopteri; Lampriformes; Lampridae
Gene: gzf1
Product: GDNF-inducible zinc finger protein 1
Exons: 8
Coding region: 39-2537 (832 amino acids)
Biological process (GO): regulation of transcription by RNA polymerase II
Cellular component (GO): nucleus
Molecular function (GO): DNA-binding transcription factor activity, RNA polymerase II-specific; protein binding; RNA polymerase II cis-regulatory region sequence-specific DNA binding
Source: RefSeq, a predicted model, not a curated record
GUGCUGCCAUUUUACCGGGCUUACGCAUCACCGCAAACAUGGGUGACAAAGUGGUCCAGCUGUUCUCCAAGAAGCACCAUGAAAACAUGUUGAGCUCCUUGCAUCAGCUGAGGUUGAGAGGACAGCUGAGUGACGUGGUUGUGCAGGUAGACUACCAUGGAGAGCUUGAAGAGUUUCAGGUCCACCAAGUAAUGCUUGCAGCGUCCAGUGGCUACUUCAGCAAGAUUCUCCUCAAUCAAGAUGCCACACCUGAAAAGCUGUUCCUCUCAAACAUACGCACCACCGAUUUCUCCAAGUUCUUGGAUUUUGUGUACACUGGCAAAGUCGAGGUUAUCAGAGAAGAAAUCGAUGACAUACGAAAAGCAGCGCUGCUGUUGGACUGUAGGGAUCUGUCAGAGGUUUGUGGUGAGGCCAUGGAAGAUGAAGGCUCACAAGAGCCCGCCAAGAGAACUAACCCCUUGUCACAAGAAAAGGCUGAGUCAGAUGGCACAAUGACUGCUAAGAGAGGCCAAGGGAGGACUCCAUUCCAAAGGGUUCUUCUAAAACAGCACCUGCCUUCAGAGAGUGCUGAUAGUGUGGGCAUCCACUUCAAGAGGUUGAGGGCAAACGACACAGCUAAGGGUAAAGGAGCCAAACCUGAAGGAAAGGCAGGUAGGCGGCUGAGUAACAGACUGGCAGGCCGCAAAAUCCCUGCGGGCAUAUCAUGUAGGAAAACUAAGGAGUCAUACAAAGAGGCUUUGGAGAACACUAAACAGGACACCGCUGAUAAAACAGAAAAGAAUAAUGAUGGGGUUGAGCCCAACACCCAGCAGGAGAGACAGGACAAGAAAGAAGAUUUUUCAGUGGAUGUGUCAGUCUAUAAUGAUGAUGAUCAUGAUGAAAAUGAAAGGAAAGAGGGUGUACUGGAGUAUGACCCCUUAUAUGUGUCUCUGGAGGGAGAGUGGGAGGAAGGGGAGUCCCAGAGGACCUCCAAAAGACCAUCCAAGGCCCAGUUCCUGUGUGAGAAGUGCCUGCGGACGUUCCGCUAUGAGAGAAGCUACUUGAAACACAUCAGCACCUACCACGGAGUGAAAGCCAAAGUCACAUAUCGCUGCGAGACCUGCCAGCAGACCUUUGCUAACCGCGGGAAUCUGAAAAUCCAUGAAAAGCAUGUCCACAAUGAUGAGAGGCUGUUCACCUGCCAAUUCUGCAUCAAGACCUUCAAACGCAAGAAGGACGUUAUCCGCCACCAACGGCAGGUACAUGAAGGUGGUGGUCGGCGGCAUGUCUGUCCAGAUUGUGGCAAGAUGCUGAGCUCUAAAACUGCCCUGGUCCUGCACGAGAGGACACACACAGGUGCCAAGCCCUUCGAGUGCACCGAAUGUGCGGCAAAGUUUACCCAGAGCUCUGCUCUCAAGAUGCACCAAAGGAUCCACACAGGGGAGAAGCCGUUUGCCUGUGACGAGUGUGAUGCCAGGUUCACCCAGAAACACAUGCUGUCUUAUCAUAAGAGAUCCCAUACAGGCGAGAAACCCUUUAUGUGCGAGGCCUGCGGGAAAAGCUUUGCAUCUAAGGAGUACUUGAGGCACCACUCGAACAUCCACACUGGCUCCAAGCCAUACAAGUGUGAUGUGUGUGGUCGGGGCUUCGCUCAAAGAAACUCCCUGCACCAGCAUUUAAAGAUUCACACAGGUGAGCGUCCCUAUAGCUGUAAAGACUGUGAGAAGCAGUUCACUCAGCUCAAUGCCCUCCAAAGGCACCAGCGCAUCCACACAGGGGAGAAGCCCUACAUGUGUGGCCUUUGUAACCGCACCUUCACAGAUAAGUCCACCGUCCGCAGGCACACUAUGACUCAUGACACGGAUGCCCCUUGGAAGAACUACCUGGUGGUGCUGAAGGAUAAUGUGGAGGAGAAAAAGCCCAAACUUUCUCCCAAGGGGAAAGCAGAAAAAUCAGGUGCUGUUGAGAGACAGGACAAAGGUGAAGGUGAUGGUAGCAUUUGCAACAGAGGCAGCAAGGCCCAGGCUAAGACUAUAGCGGUGCCAGCUGAGCCAGUAGCACUCUCAGCCGACUGGGCCAGCCAUGGCACCAUUGCCCUGCUCAGUCACAGUGCCCUUGGUGGAAUCACCGUCAUCCACACUGAGGUGCCAACGGGCACCCAGAUCCAGCCGAUCGUCACCACUGACAGUGCUGGAGCCAGCGUUAUUUCCAUUGAUGGCUCAGCAAUCUCUGUUCCCUUCUCUCUCCCUGUCUCCAUGGGUCACCCGAUUUCAGUGCAUUCCACGUCUGCAUCCUCCUCCUCCUCUCUCACUGUGCCCGUCUCUGUCGCCGUCUCAGAAGCCACGUCGACUUCAGUUUCGAAAACCCCCACUGUAUCAACUGCAUCUGUCCUGGAGGCAGCCGUUUCACAGACUAUUUUGGCUCCAGUUUCAGGAACUGAUGCUGCUCCUGGGACUGACAUGAUGGAGCCUGAUAUUCAAACUGUGGUUGUAUCCGGAAAAGGUUGCAUUACAGAGCAAACAGCUACCCUCUCAGCUGAUGGACGGGAUGACAGCUGAACACUGUGUGUAGAAAAUG